Messenger RNA from Centropristis striata (black sea bass), 1280 nucleotides. Its product is annotated as N-acetyllactosaminide beta-1,3-N-acetylglucosaminyltransferase 3-like. Gene Ontology annotation, cellular component: membrane. The transcript is spliced from 2 exons. The record is from RefSeq and is a predicted model, not a curated record. NCBI's taxonomy places the organism in Eukaryota, Metazoa, Chordata, Actinopteri, Perciformes, Serranidae. Bases 1 to 1155 code for a protein of 384 amino acids. Gene Ontology annotation, molecular function: hexosyltransferase activity.
AUGUUGCGUGUCCUGCUCUACAGAUUUUUAAGGAGGAACAUCCUGAGUGGAAAGACUUUCUUGCUGGUGGGAACUCUUCUAAUGGUCAUUUAUCUCUAUGGAUAUUCUCCGGACCACUGUGCUGUCCACCUCAAAGUAGGUGUGAGAAGGGAUGUCCAUCAGAAUGAGCCAUCCACCACAGAGACCACCUAUGCAUUCUCCUGGACACAAUGCCAACAAAAUAUGUCUGCUGCCCAUAUCACCAACUUCACCUCACUUCCUGGUAAUAUACAAAACGUUCUCUACUAUCGACACUGUCGCCAUUUCCCCAUGCUUCUGGACAACCCUGGUAAAUGUGGAGGGCCUGAUGGAUCCUCAGAAGUCUUUCUUCUGCUGGUCAUUAAAAGUUCCCCCAAGAACUAUGAACGCCGAGAGGUGCUGCGCAAAACCUGGGCUAAAGAGAGGUUACAGAAUGGUGCGUGGAUCCGAAGGAUCUUUCUCUCAGGAACAAUGGAGGCUGGUUUUCGAAAGGAGAGACUGAACAAACUACUGGAGCUGGAGCACCGUGAGUACAAUGACAUUCUUCAAUGGGACUUUAAUGACACCUUCUACAACCUGACCCUGAAGCAGAUACUCUUUCUACAAUGGAUGGAAAAAAACUGUCCGCAUGUCCACUUCCUGCUAAAUGGUGAUGAGGACGUCUUUGCUAACACCGACAACAUGGUUGAGUACCUCCAAAACCUUCAGGACAACAAUGGAAAUAAGCAUCUCUUUACUGGUCAUCUGAUAUACAAUGCGAAACCCAUUAGAUAUGCAAGGAGCAAGUAUUUUAUUCCAGUUCAAUUGCACCAGUCGGACAAAUACCCAGCCUACUGUGGUGGCGGGGGCUUCCUGCUGUCUGGCUACACAGCUAAGGUCAUUUACAAUAUGUCCCGGUCCAUUACCAUGCUCCCCAUUGAUGAUGUUUACAUGGGAAUGUGCCUGGCCAAAGCAGGACUGCGUCCUGAAUCCCAUAUGGGUGUGAAGACAGCAGGACACCCCUUUCCCUCCAGCAGAGUAGAUGCAUAUGACCCUUGCUUCUAUAAAGACCUUUUACUGGUACACAGAUUUCUUCCAGACGAAAUGUACUUAAUGUGGCACCGAACACACGAUCCUAAUCUCAUAUGUGGUGUCUAGAGAAGAAUGCUUUACCAAACCUCAUCAAUAGCAGGUGGUGGCAGAGGUUUGUUCAAUCUUAUGUAACCCAUUAGUACCACAGCUCUGUGAUAAAUUCAACUUUUUAAUAUUAAAGGGAUAGUUCA